Messenger RNA from Spirometra erinaceieuropaei, 8233 nucleotides. The record is from the annotation of a GenBank genome assembly. Lineage: Eukaryota; Metazoa; Platyhelminthes; Cestoda; Diphyllobothriidea; Diphyllobothriidae.
AUGCUUGUGCGAACCUCGACUAGUCGUGAGUGCGCAUGCGAGCCCUCCUGCCUCCACAGACUCCAAGGCAGCGGCAGCAUUCACUGAGCUGCGCGCAUUGGUUGCCUAUGCGUGUUCUCCUCCACUGACACAGUGGUGCGCAGCCUACACCUCUGAGAAUAAAUCCAACCUCUGCGUUCGCCGACCAGCACUCUGUCGUCAACCGACUUGCACCCUCUGCCUAUACGUAGGAUCUAGUCGUAACAAAACAUACGCACACAACACGUGGUAAGUAUCAAGGUAUUUUCAUUGCUGUUUAUUGUACAGCAAUAAUAACUAACCCUGGGAGGGUCUACAAUUUUGAUAUUGUAUGCGUCCUUAUGCGACAAUUCCCCAAGCGUAGGCGACGAUAACUAUUUUUGUCAAAUCGUGUUUGUUUGUGCGCUAGAAAUGCAUAAGUAUUUGGGUUUCACUUCUAUUAACGUUCGUAGUUGGACAGUCAGAUGUCUGCGAGAGCGAACGAAGAAAAUAUAGCGCUUUUAACAACUGGUUCGUUUCAGGUUCCAUAAAAUUGUAAAGAUGGCCGUUCAUAUGAGAAAUGACAGUAUGGCGUUGGCAAGCAAAAAGUUGUACUUACGAGCAGCAUCACAUGCACGUAUCCUUUCCCAUACCGUCCGCCAAAAAUGAGACUGCAUUCUGCAUGCUGAUUGGCGUGCUAUUAGCAAGAAGUAACCCAAAAGACAGUUGUAAGGCGGAAACCUUUUUCUUUUACAUACGCUGCUCUGUAGCAGCCAAGUUUCGACGGAUAUUUGCGCGCGACUGACCCGGUGUUGAUUUAUGUGACUUGAUUGCAAAAUGGAACACGUCAGAAACCAGCCUAGGUCCCUUAUUGCCAUUAUCAUAUCGGGGAGCGAUCUUUUGACUAAAGUUUUUAACUAAUCAGGGCGGGAUACCUAAAAGUGUCAGCUCUGCUUUGAUCGCUUUUACUGGUCAGCUUCUACCAAUAAAACCAGGCCUACGCUUAGAUGGCCUCUUAGCACUGUUUGUGAUAGGGAUAUGACUGGCUGGUGAUGACAGAGAAGCUAGAAAAAAUAACUCAUAUGGUAUUCAUUUGCAGUUAAAGUUUAAAUGCGGUCUCCCAUCAUCAUCACAUUGAUGUAAUUUAUGAUUGUAAACAUUACGUGGCCACCUUACCAGACUUGAGUGUGUAAGGCCAAGUUUUUUAUGCAAAGAUAUUGCCGGGACCGAAAAACCAUGACGUAAACUUCCUGUUAGGAGUUCUUUUUGCAAACGCAAGUCAACGUAUAGAAUUAGAAUAUACAUUCUCUGUUCACCCAUAUACCAUAUAUGCUCCACAUUUAACAUAUAUCUGAAUGCGAACUGGGGAACCAGUCUUAACGAAUUACAGAUUGGGCGUUCUUAGUUCCGAACUAAUUUGCUUAUUUCAAAUCAUAUUUCAAGGGAUGCCUGUUUGCUUGUUUGAUUCGGUAGGCAGAUGGAUCGGUGUGCUCACAUUCCUGUAUGAUUAUAGAUGUAAUGGCAGAGGAGCCAUAAUGCACAUAUAUACAUUCCGUUGGAAAUGGACGCGUGCCAGUGCUUGGCUGAAUGAGGUAGAAUAUGUCCGAAGUAUUUCUGUGUCAACCGACUCCAAACCUCUGCCUCUUUCCUCCGAGGUAUAUAUAUGUAUAUACACACAUAUCCAUAUAUAUUAAAAGGAGGAGGCUCGUCGGAAAAUCGAGAUAUACUCGUGACGCGUAUAAACGAUCAUAAACUAGCCAUCCACCGACGUGGCCCCUUGUCACUCGUGUUUGCACGCGCCCUUGAAUGCGACCAUCGCUUUAAUUGGGAAGGAACUGAAAUUGUUGCCAUGGCAAACACCAAACAGUCCCGAUAAUUUCUCGAAGCCUGGCCCUGUAACAUGACAAGCAUCAAUCGCCAUGUCGAUCUGGACGCUUAUUACGAAGGUCUGCGUGGCCGGCUCAUUGAUUUGCGCCCACGGCCUAACAGCAGCCGCUAAUCCAUACUGGGCCAUGUAUAAUCGCACUAUUUCGCCACCCCCUACCCCAGACACAGCGAAUCGCAACUGCAAUCCCUAACACCCCUACGUUGGCUCACUGACCUCUGCCCGCAUGCCGGAUCGACGACCAUUAAGUCCACUGUCCGUAGUCACAUGGAAUCUUCAUUCCCCCUACCCUCCAACACAGGGAGUCGCAACAGUUCCCCCUUCCUUCCCCGUCAUAGACCCUAGCCUAAUUAUGUAUCCACCCUCCAAUUUCAUAAUUAGUUGUUUGCCUGUUAGUGUCUGCCGUGCCACGCCAACCAAUUUAGUCUGACCAUUUCACUUCCCCCUCUGUUCAUUUCGUCUGACGACGGGUUGGUGUCACCUGCUCGAAAAUUCGCGAGUACAACUCGAUUUUUUCCGACGAGCCUUCUAUCUUCAUAUAUAUAUGCAUGUCAAGUGGGCGUUUGACUCUCACUGUUGUGGUAAGGAUCUCGCUCGAUCCCAUUCUGUACGCCCGCCAGCUUGCUACUGGCGACAACGAACGCUGUGUCAUAGGACACAUACCACAUAUAAUACACUGGCAGCUCGUUAUUUCGCAGUAGUCGAUUGUCUUCGACUCCAAUGUUAAUUGAAAUUUCGGCUCUGACCCUAAAAACGUCACGUCCCGGAGACUCCAUUAACUGCACUGAGUAAUUUCAGAAACUAUUCACUUGGUUAUUCUCUGGAGUUCAUAUUCCAGAAAUCGCAUAGAGAACGCUGGGGGUCCCAGUGAAGAGCCGAACCCCUCGCAGCUGUGUCACACAGCGGCAGAAUAUCGGCGAAACACGUGUCUGGGCUUUUAGCAAGUAUCUACGUCGGGAGUACGGUAUAAUACCUCCGUCUGUGCCUGACGACGACUCGGGGAACCGGCGUCGAAAAUGUGCACAAUAAACUUCCUUUCCCAAAGCACACACAUAUAAAUAUAUAUAGGCAGAAUGGCAUUACCGACAAAGACAAGGGAGACUGUAAUGGCCAUUUCUAGCUUGUUAGCCGUCGUCAGCUAGUCAUACCCAACCUCGAAGUAUGGGACACCCGAGGCUCGAACUCGCGACCGUACUGUACUCCCGACAUAGGUACUAACUAAAAGCCCGGACACGUGUUUCGCCGAUAUUCUGCCGAUGCGUGACACAGCUGCGAGGGGUUCGGCUCUUCACUGGGACCCCCAGCGUUCUCUAUGCGAUUUCUGGUAUAUGAACUCCAGAGAAUAACCAAGUGAAUAGUUUCUGAAAUUACUCAGUGCAGUUAAUGGAGUCUCCGGGACGUGACGUUUUUAGGGUCAGAGCCGAAAUUUCAAUUAACAUUGGAGUCGAAGACAAUCGACUACUGCGAAAUAACCGCUUAAUGCCCAUUUUACAAACGAGUGGUACUAGAAGUAGUAUGAAGUGUAUGUAUCAAUGAUACUAUGCCGUACUCCCAACAUAGGAGUUCAUAUAACAGGAACCGCAUAGAGAACCCUGGGGGCCUCACUGAAGAGUUGAACCCCUCGCAGCUGUGUAACACAGCGGCAGAUUAUCGACAAAACAAGUGUCUGGGCUUUUAGUUAGUAUCUAUGUCUGGAGUACGGUACAGCAUCCUUGAUACAUAAACUUCAUACUACUUGUAGUGCUACUCGUUUGUAGAAUGGGUAUUAAGCGGUUAUUUCACAGUAGUCGAUUGUCUUCGACUCAAAUGUUCAUUGAAAUUUCGGUUCUGCUUUUUAAAAAAUCACGUUCCGAGAUCCAACUCCAUGUCCCUUAUUGAGUAAUUUCCGAAAUUAUUCACUUGAUAUAUAUAUAUAUAUAUAUGCAUAUAUACGUAAUGAUAGACGGGCGCGCAUCGAUUGCGUUACGGGACUCACUCGUCCGUUGUGGCUUAGUUAUUAGGGGCUGGACUUCUAAACAUUAGGUCAAGAGUUCAAGCCUCAGGAGUUGCGUAUCUCGGAGCCGGGCAUGGCUGUUUGAUGAGGCUAACAAGCCAGAAAUGACUAUUUCAGUCUUCCUUAUCUCUGACGGCGAUGUCAUUCGGCAUGCAUGUACAAAUGUGCUAAAGGGGCGUUCACCGGUCGUUUUUACGGAACCCACUCGUCCCGUUGUGCCUUACGGCUCUCUCACGAUCCCAACCAGCAGCCCCACAGCGGUGCAUGAUAUAGGCAGAAUGUUAUUAUCGACAAAGGCAAGGGAGACUGGAAUGGCCAUUUCUGGCUUAUCGGCCGUCGUGAGCCAGACGUAUCCAAUCCCAAAAUAUGGAACAUCUGGGCUCGAUCCCGCGAUCUGUUAGUUAGAAGUCCACGCUUUUAACCAAUGGGCCACGAGCCCGUUGCCCUGUCGGUUGAGAUCGGGAAUAUGCAAUGGUAGGGGGGCUCUCCGCUUCAAGAAUAUUGUCCUAUAUGUAUACAUAUGCAAUCGUAGAGGGGUGCGCACCGAAACUCACUCGUCCCACUCUGUUUCUUGGGGCUCAGUGUCGAGUGCCACCAGCAGCCACACAGCGGCUGGUAGUAUAGGCAGAAUAACAUUAGCAACAAAGAAAAGGGAGGUUUGUCUAUGUUAUAAACAUAUAGCCUCGAAAGAAGGACGCAAAUAUGAAAAUUACUGAAACAUCCAUAGACCUAGGGGUUGCCUCUGCUAUCGGUUACUCCCACUGACUGUCUAUUCCUGCUAACCAUUCGACCUGAUGUCGUCUUUUGUGGGCGAUUAAUAUGGACACGUCUCUUAGUCCGUCCCUUAUCUGUUUAGCUCGUUUACAGACAGACGUGAUCGAAGAGAGCAAGCCAUGGCCUGCCAAAGUAUUUCACCAGUUUCUGCAGUGUCGUCGAUGAAAAUGAAUUAAAGUAUGCAUACCCACGGGUAAAUAGUUUACCUCCUCUCUCAGUAGUUGGAACCCCCACUAACAUCGGAGAAUCUGAAGGACUCUGCCAUUCGGUUGUAAGCGAGAAGGGUCAGUCGUCAAAGUCUCGGGUUUUGAGUCCUGCAGUGCCCCGCUGCUGCUCUCCCGGCCUCGUAAAAUCAAGGGUAAGUUGGGUCUUGUAAAAUUACGGGACGAGACGGGGUAUGCGACUGGUUAAAAACAAGCAAGGGUGCUCAUUUACGCACGAAUACUUUGUGUUCAAUGUAAGCUAGAAUCGUUGGAGAGAGACCUUUAAUCAGCGCACUGAAUCGACUUUUGUAGAAUGCGUGAAUAAGGCUGAUUUUAUGUAGGCACAUGGGUUUAGGAUUGGCUUCUCCAUGUCUUGAGGGAACUGCUAUACCUCGCAAAGGAAGGCUUUUGAGUUUUGGCAAAUUAGGGAUGAAAAAACGGUGUUUACGUCCUUUUACUCGGAAAGGAAGGAUUCCGCUGUGCGUUUCGCGCUCCAGCUAAAACCCUUUCCCAUAAAAUCGAACCCAAUUAAGAGAUGAGAAAUAGCCUGAGGGUUGGUUUCGGGUAGCUGCCCGAACAUAUCCGCAAAAAGCACAAAAGCUUGCAGGUGGAAUCUUUUGGACAAUAUGCGUCUACUCAGAGAACUACAAAAGUUACCUCAGAGAGACGGAUGUUCAUUCUACUGACAUAGUUUGCCGGGACGAUUUUUUGUAAUUUGCACCCUGGUCAUGGUGAGAAGCGAAGAGGGAAGCAUAUCGAGGAGAAGACUUAAUGAAAGUCGUUUUUCACGAAUUAAUUCCGACUAACAAAACAAUGGACUGCAAUAUGUUCUUCAGAAUUCGUUUGAACGGUAACCCUUAGAUUGCGGUCUGUCAUCUCAAAGUUCUUUGCUUGAAGAUUCUCCGCACAGGCCUUCGUUCUUGGGUGUAGGUGAUUUACUUGUUUAUUUUACUGAAAUUUCUUAACAAAUGAGCGACCUUUAUUACUGACAUCCUGUAUUUUUGCAACAACUUGUGAGGCCUCUCGACUACCAGCUAGGGCAAGGACGUUGUAUUCCUUCCUAUAGUGAAUGUUUGUUAGUGAACGGCCCUUCCGGAUGUGUAGUCUUUAAUUGCUAUAACUUACUGCCGGUCUUCGAAAAUCAGUGCGUGUAUUUAAAUGAGACCCCUGUUUAAAAGUGAGGAGGUGAGACUUUCAAAUAAUAUGCCUUCACCAUGGGCUGUAUGACAUCUACUUUAGCGAAACGCAUAUGCAUAGCGCUCCUUCACUUAUGAAAAAUAUGACCCUUCUAUUUUUUAGGCAAGAAAUCCAAAAGAGAUUGGAUAAAUGCUCAUCGGCAGCGCUCCAUUUGACGGUAUGGCGAUAACCCACCCGCUAAAGCAGUCGAAACCCUCCAGUUGUAUCAAUGGUCUGGGGGAGGCAAAACCCUUCACAGCCAUCACCAGCAUCAAUGCCAAUCCCUUAAUUCACUUUGCCAGCACACAGACCGCAACCAGUGAGCGUUUUGGGAAUGGAUCCGCAAAGGCGCAGGAACACACCAAGGAGCCAGAAAUGGCCCAGCCUCUCUCAGGAGGUCCCACAAAGGUGCCUCUGGGUGCUAAUCCAGUUGGUGGACCUGAGAAGAGCGAGCAGUCGGUCGAACUUCGUGAGAAAUUACUGACAGCCCUUCAGGCCCUGAUUCCACACAAAUCCUCUCUCACUGUGCGUCUACUUGUAACUUAUGCUGUGGAUGACGGUGCAUCAGACGUGAUUGUGAUCGAUGAGACUCUUAAGCGUAAGAAUUCUACCCCAAAAUCUCCCACCCCCAAUUCCUGCGAACGAGAACGAAGUCCGAUCCGAUCACCAUCUACUGUCAAACAGCUGCCUAUCAAUGUGCUGGACUUGUCACAACGACAAAGCCCUGCUUCUCCCUCGAAAAAUUCCAGUACGACUCCACGUCUGGCGGCUCAAAUCCCAGCUGCGGAUCUGCUGAAUCAGACUGAUUUUUUAAACUUCGCCAGUGGCCUGUUGGGUGCUCAGAUGAACAAGCCCACCCGGCUGGCAGUGGAUCCCUCUCUGCUCGGCCUGCUUCCUUUUCUACAGGAGCGUGUUCAAAAUCAGAUCUCCAGUAGAAUGAACGGUGGCAAUUGCAAUAAUGGCAGUUCCGGUAUUAGUAAUAAUAAUGGUAAUCAAAACCCAACCACUGGCCUGGUUGCACAGCCAAACACACAACCUCCUACGACCCAUAGCACUUUAACACCUGCCCCACCACUUCCUCCGCCAUCAGUCAAUCCAGAUGCCCUAUUCAUGCUACAAACGCUACUCAGUACGACAAACCGUGUGGGAACAUCAGAGAGCCCUUUUAUACUGACUCAACCGCCUCAUGUUAGUAUGCCUCAGUCCACCAUAAUCACCACUGUUCCCUCGUUAACCACCGUGGGCCAUGAGUUCACAAUCAGUCUGCCUACCACCCCACCCAACAACGCCCGGCCAACCGUGGCAUCCUCCGGAACAGCUGGUCCUCUGGCAGCAGACGGCUUGUCGUCCCAAUGCUUAGUCUCCGAGUGUGCCACCACUAUCAGCGCGUCGUCCAGUUCAAACUUUCUGGCCUCCCGUCUCAACCCAGUCGACGUAACCGGAGGUGGCACGGGUUCAUUUCUGAGCCCCGAUACCGCCAUUGCCAACAGCAUAGAUAAUACUGACGUCAGUAUGGAUGUCCUCGGUGUCAAAUCAGUCUCCUCUGGUGGAAGUACUGGCAGCGGGGGCAGCCCGAAUGCACUCAAUCGUCGUUUCGUGCACCCGCGACGCUUUAUGUGCAAUCAGUGUCGUGAACACUUUCCCUCCUUGGCUGAACUGAACAGACAUACCCUGGAAUUGCAUAAUUCCUUCCGCUGCAAUGUUUGCAAAGCCAAAUUCACCCAACGUUCUAACCUGCAGCGACAUUCCCUCAAACACGUAGGAUUCAGACCAUUCUCUUGCAACAUAUGUAAGAAGGAGUACUACAGGAAGGACCACUUGGUUCGUCACAUUGAGGUCACACACCCAAAUGCGGACCCGCGAGCGAAUAUAACAGUUCUCUUAUCCUCAUCCGAGUGCCUGGACUUUCUCGACAAUCUCCAGAUCCAUCCGGAAGGUACCACGAUCCCAUUAUCUCUGUCAACAUCCGAAAAUCUAGCUAAAACUAGUCCUUCUGCAGAAAGCAUGGAGCCGCUGGAGGCCAGUUGUGAAGGCCUGUUAGAUGAAUCUUGCGAGGCCCUCAGUCCCGCGAUGUCAAGUCUCACCCCUGAGCAGAACGAUCAACACAUGAUUGAUCUGCAGCCGAAACAGGAUGAGGAAGCAAUGCAGCCCACCUUGAAAAUGUCGGACGACAAACCAGAGGCUUUUACAGACGAAGAGGUCUAA